Messenger RNA from Staurois parvus, 398 nucleotides. NCBI's taxonomy places the organism in Eukaryota, Metazoa, Chordata, Amphibia, Anura, Ranidae. The record is from the annotation of a GenBank genome assembly.
GGGGAAUGGAGCACCUGAAUCACAUGAUAUGGAGGGGAAUGGAGCACCUGAAUCACAUGAUAUGGAGGGGGAUUGGAGCACCUGAAUCACAUGAUUGGGAGGGGAUUGAAACGCCUGAAUCACAUGAUAUGGAGGGGAUUGGAACACCUGAAUCACAUGAUAUGGAGGGGAUUGGAACGCCUGAAUUACGUGAUAUGGAGGGGAUUGGAACGCCUGAAUCACGUGAUAUGGAGGGGAUUGGAACGCCUGAAUCACGUGAUAUGGAGGGGAUUGGAACGCCUGAAUCACGUGAUAUGGAGGGGAUUGGAACGCCUGAAUCACGUGAUAUGGAGGGGAUUGGAACGCCUGAGUCACGUGAUAUGGAGGGGAUUGGAUCACCUGAAUCACAUGAUAUGGAG